UUUACAACAUUUUCUAAAAUCCCUAAUAGAUUAUCCAAAGAUCAGACAAUGGCAACAAACGUCGCUUGGAAAUUCCUUUGCCUCGUUCUCUUCUUUGCCUUUGUCACCCAAGGGUAUGGGGAUGAUUUUUAUUCUCUCAAGAGCCUAUUUGUGAGACAAUCGAAGACCGGAAAAAUGGUUGAUAACAAACCGGAGUGGGAAGUGAAAGUGCUGAAUUCUAGUCCCUGCUCUUUCGGUCAGACAAAGUUGUCUUGUGUCGGUUUCCAAUCGGUCACACCCAUCGACAGUAAGGUGGUAUCUAAAUCCGGUGACACGUGUCUCCUCGCCGACGGCGGCUAUAUCCAUGAUUUCAGUUUCAAAUACGUAUGGGACACAAGCUUCGACCUCAAGGUCAUAUACGGCGAAAUCGGUUGCUCUUAAACUCGAAAUGAUCUGCUAUUGCUUCAUGUUAUUUUAGUUACUUUGGCAUAUGUAGUUGGUGAUUUUUUGCUUAAAAAAAUUGUCCAUUUCAUUUGCUUGAGAUUAAUAAAGAUUAAUAAGUAUU
Arabidopsis arenosa is the source of this 544-nucleotide messenger RNA. NCBI's taxonomy places the organism in Eukaryota, Viridiplantae, Streptophyta, Magnoliopsida, Brassicales, Brassicaceae. The record is from the annotation of a GenBank genome assembly.